AACCAUGGGCAUUAAAGGUUUGCAGGGAUUUGUGACAAACGUUUGCCCUGAUGCAUGCGUAAGGGUAAAUCUGAAAGAGCUGGCAGAAAGACACCGCGCCAAUCAUCCUGAUUUCCCUCCUGUUAUUGUAGUAGAUGCCAUGAGUUGUGUUAGACACUGGUACACACCAGAAUCUUGGGUGUGUGGGGGCCAGUGGCAGGAGUAUCUUGCUAACUUAGAGAAUUUUAUUGAGGCUUUUAAGGCAGCUGGUAUCAAGUUGGUAUUCUACUUUGAUGGUGUGGUAGAAGAGAAAAAGAGGGAUGAGUGGAUCAAAAGGAGGGUGCAGAACAGAAAGGAAAUAUCCAGACUAUUUCAGUUUAUCAAAACUCAUAGGAAACAACCAGGCAGAGAAAUGUUUGUUAUUCCUUCCGCUUUACCUACUUUUACACGUUAUGCCCUAAAGUCACUCGGCCAAAAAACAGUAUGCACCUUGCAAGAGGCAGACUUUGAGGUGGCUGCUUAYGCAUUGCAACAUAACUGCUUGGGGAUCCUCGGGCAAGACAGCGACUACCUCAUCUACGAUACCUCCCCCUACUUUUCAAUUGARAAGCUCUAUUUGGACAGGCUGGUCACUGUGAUGUACUCCAGAGAAGACCUCUGCCGAGCAUUGGGUAUUACAGUGACUCACCUCCCCUUGUUUGCCUGCUUGCUUGGCAAUGACAUUGUCCCAGAAAGCUUGUUGGAAGGCUUUUGGCAUAAAUGUUUAGCCACGUGCCCCCCUAGGAAUAAAAGCUACAGCAGAAGAGCUAAUGUACUUAUUGCAGUAGCAAAUUACAUCUCAAAGAUUCCAUGCUCAUACGGCAGCCUGAAAGACUUGGAAAAGAUGCUACCCUUGGGAUCAGACAAGACGUUACUGUACAGGGGAAUGGAGUCCUAUCUUUUGCCUGGGCAGCAGUCUCCGUGGAUUCCUCACCAUGUAACAAAUACCCAGAUGUUCUCCAGUCCACAAGAAACAGCCAUGUGUCCAGAUAAGGAAAUAUAUCAGUUAGCUAAAGAACAGCACAUCCAAUCUGAAAAUUACUUAGUCUUCAAUAUCCUAAGUAAUGGAGUGACCGAGUGCAGCAACUCUUUGGAAGAUGAUUGUGACACAGAGAUUCCUGGACAGGCGCUUAUCUUCCGCCCUGCACGUCAGCAUAUUUAUUCUGUCUUGCUGGAAUCUGGAAAAGAUGGAGCCCAUCCUUUGGUGGUGAAAGAGUGGUUUGUCUAUUUUGGAAAUCCUCUACAUCAACCAGAGCUGGUACAACCUAUACAGCCCCCUGUUCCAGGUGGAACACCUAGUUUGAAAACACUGUGGUUUGCCAAAGGACCUGAUGUGGAAAAGCAGCGAUAUAGCACAUUUCUGGCAUGCUUUCACCUUCAGGACAUGAUGGAAGAGCUCCAAGCUGUGGAAGGAUCUCUUGCGGGAUUCUGCUGCUUGCUGGCAUAUCUUUUUGCGCAGGUCAACAGCCUUUCUCUGGAGGACUUAAAUGCAUUUGUGGCACUCAUUCUGUGUCUCAAAGGGAAGGCAGCUGCUCAACUGGCAGGUUUGCAGCUGGCGCAAGUGGACUCGAGGGCUGUGCAUCUUGGCGCUGUUUUGAUUCGUGGCCUUACAACUUUACUCUUCGCCAAUAGUGCCUGCGGCUUUCCCUUCAGAAUGGAGGAUUUGAUGCCAUGGAAAAUGUUUGAUGGGAAACUUUUUCAAGAAAAGUAUCAGCAGUCACACCGAGGGUGCUCUUUGGAAGAGCUUUUGGAAGGCAAUGAGUCAUUGCACGCACCCUUCCAGAAUCUCAAGUCACUUGUUUGCAAGGCUUGCAAGGCGAAGAACAGAAUAAUCCAGAGCAGACGGAGAGGGAAUGGAAUUAUCACAGGAACACAACAAAGAGAGCUCAAUCCCAGGUUCCAGCAAACACACAGGACAUCUUUUGUUCCUCCGUAUCCUAAUCAGAUGAGGGGGUUCACAUGGAGAGGCCCUCAACCUCAAGGUAGAGAAUAUAGAUGGGGACAUCCAGGGCGGAGGAGAAGAUUCGAGCUUCCUCCUCGAUGGCCCAGAUGACUACUCAUUACUGAAAGUCAAUGAAAAUGAAUAAGAAAACAAGAUAAUGAAAAUGAAUAAGAAAACAAGAUAUAUUUUUAUGAAGUGCUGUAUGCUGAAGAUCGUAAAAACUUCAUCAGUAUUUUAAGAACAGUUCUGGGAAGACUCCUCAGAAACUUAUAAUGACUCUGUUUUUAAUUAGAUUUUAGUUUGUGUCCUUUUUGUUUCUAUUCUAUUGCUUACAGAAAUAAAUGUAUGGAAUUUUAUGAAAUAGUUACUGAUUAGUUAAAGUUCUGGAUAUGUUUGUUUUGAGCCCUUUACAAAAGAACUUGUUGACACAAUUAGGAAAAUCAAUUAUAAAAUAAAUACGAUCAAAAUUAAGAGAGAAAUUGUGUGUGUCAAAGAAAACUACAGAAAUUCGAUUAAGUCAUGUGGUUCUAUUACUGAAAGUUGGUUAAAAAAAAAAAAAAAGAACCUUCUGGUAAACCUAAAGGUCAUCCUGUGCUGUGAGAGGGUGUAUAUCCAUCUGUCCUGUACAUGUAAUGAUACUUUUCUAUUACAUUGUACAGUUUGCAUUAAGUGUUCACAUUCCUUCAGGGUCAAAAAAAAAAAAUGUCCUCAGGUUUACUAUUUCCCCCAUUAUAAGCCUCAGAAAAUGAUAAAAGUGUAGCUAAAACAUUCAGUAAAUUUUCAGAUUUUUUUUGUUUUAUUGACAAAACUGCUACGGUUGUAAUGUUCAAUAGGUUAGGGGCCAUUCACAUUCAAAGCUGAAUCAAAUCCUUUUUCAGAACGUCUAGAAUUGCCCUCCAUAUGACAUUUCCUAAACAUUUAAUAUAUAUGUCAGACCUUAAAUGUGUCUUUAGCCUCAAACUAAAGGCUUUGACAUGAGCCUCUAACCAGUAUAAUUUUGGAUGAAAUUGUAAAUCAAGAGGAAACUAGGAGGCAUUUUGAUAGCGUUUUUUUUAAUGGCAGUUAUUUGAAGCACAAGGGUGAUUUCUUUUAUUUCCUCUCUCCAUUGACAUCAAUGGUGAAUCAUUCGUAAAUGUUAGUAGGAUUAUGAUUUCACUCUAUACUUGUAAGAUAGUCUUAAAGAUAGAAGUAAAUGCACAGUGUACGGGUAAGGUAGUAACAUAUUUCCUGCAUUAAUUUUCACUAUUGUAUUACUCAUCACACAGUCUUAAUUUGGA
Nothoprocta perdicaria is the source of this 3237-nucleotide messenger RNA. RefSeq names its product family with sequence similarity 120B (gene FAM120B). Gene Ontology annotation, cellular component: nucleus. NCBI's taxonomy places the organism in Eukaryota, Metazoa, Chordata, Aves, Tinamiformes, Tinamidae. The record is from RefSeq and is a predicted model, not a curated record. The transcript is spliced from 10 exons. Bases 5 to 2071 code for a protein of 688 amino acids.